Messenger RNA from Protopolystoma xenopodis, 726 nucleotides. The record is from the annotation of a GenBank genome assembly. NCBI's taxonomy places the organism in Eukaryota, Metazoa, Platyhelminthes, Monogenea, Polystomatidea, Polystomatidae.
AUGGCAGACAAGAGAAAAUUGCAGGGCGACAUAGAGCGUAACCUCAAGCGCGUUCAGGAGGGACGCCUCGCAUUUCAGGAAAUUCUUGAGAAGUUUGAGGCGUCCACCAACCAAACUCAAAAGGAAAAAUUUGAGGGGGAUCUGAAAAAAGAAAUAAAAAAGCUUCAAAGGCUGCGAGACCAAAUUAAAACAUGGCUUACUUCGAACGAGGUUAAAGAUAAGCGGCCUUUACUAGAGGCUCGAAAGGAGAUAGAGCAAGAUAUGGAACGGUUUAAAGUUAUAGAGAAGGAAACUAAAACCAAAGCUUACUCCAAAGAAGGUCUCCUUUCAACGGAUUCCAAGAAGGAUCCCCUUCAGAAGGAAAAGGAAGAACUUGAAGAAUGGCUCAAACAAAGCAUUAGUCUUCUUCAAACUCAGUCAGAAAAGUAUGAAUUUGAAAUCGAGAGUCUCUCUACUAGUAACAAAAAGAAGCGCGUCGAUAAAGACAAAGCUGCUACUAUUGAGGAUAAAAGGCAACGGCUUGAUACAUGUACAUUUCACACAGAAAAGUUGGAAACGAUAAUGCGGCACCUGGAUAAUGAGAGGCUAGAUUGUGGAAAGGUCAGAUCUAUUAAAGAUCCUGUCGAAUAUGUAGUAGAGUCAGUGGACGAUCAGUCAAAUCAGGCAUUGAGUGAUUAUAGAAGCCUCUAUGAUGAUUUACAUUUAGAUGAAUUAGGUGAUACUACC